Messenger RNA from Drosophila willistoni, 1664 nucleotides. Its product is annotated as obg-like ATPase 1. Bases 198 to 1391 code for a protein of 397 amino acids. The transcript has 5 exons. The record is from RefSeq and is a predicted model, not a curated record. Gene Ontology annotation, cellular component: cytoplasm. Gene Ontology annotation, molecular function: GTP binding; ATP hydrolysis activity; ATP binding. Lineage: Eukaryota; Metazoa; Arthropoda; Insecta; Diptera; Drosophilidae.
GAGUUGCCACAAUUAGACACGAAUUUAGCUUCUGGCAGCGCUAUCAGCCGGAGGUGGCAAAGGCAACAAAAAGCCGCAACUGGAAACUGAACGAGUCAAACUAGACGUAAAGUGAGGUUAAACCGAAUUUGGGAAACUAGAAAUCUAUAAAAAUUUGUUACUAUUUUGAGUUGCGAGAAUACUAAAAAGGAUUCAGUAUGCCACCGAAGAAGCAUGAUGAACCAGAACGCAAAGCGCUAAUCGGACGCAUUGGCACCAAUUUAAGAAUUGGUAUUGUCGGCGUACCCAAUGUGGGUAAAUCGACGUUCUUCAACGUGCUGACAGAGAGCGCUGCCCCCGCGGAGAAUUUCCCCUUCUGCACGAUUAAGCCCAAUGAGAGUCGCGUUCCUGUGCCUGAUGAGCGUUUCAACUAUCUGGUGGAAUACCAUAAACCAGCCAGUGUGGUACCCGCCUAUCUAAAUGUGGUGGACAUUGCCGGUCUUGUCAAGGGUGCCGCCGAAGGUCAGGGCUUGGGCAAUGAUUUCCUUUCGCACAUCAGUGCCUGCGAUGCCAUUUUCCAUUUGUGUCGUGCCUUCGAAGAUCCCGAUGUUACCCAUGUUGAGGGUGAAGUUGAUCCAGUCCGCGACUUGGAGAUCAUUUCGGAAGAAUUGCGUUUAAAGGAUGAGGAAAAGUUACUCCAGAAUCUAGAUAAACUGGAAAAAGUGGUGGCUCGUGGUGGUGAUAAGAAAUUGAAACCGGAAUAUGAUUCUAUGGUUAAGAUCAAGGAGAUUUUGAUUGAUCAGAAGCGUCAUUUGCGCUUUGAAGAUUGGAAUGUCCAUGAUAUUGAGACAUUAAAUAAGUAUUUAUUUUUGACCUCAAAACCAGUGAUUUAUCUGGUUAAUCUCUCUGACAAAGAUUUCAUACGCAAAAAGAAUAAGUGGCUACCAAAGAUUAAAGAGUGGAUUGAUAAAAACGAUCCGGGAGCUCUCCUCAUACCAUUCUCUGGUGCCUUUGAGCAGCAGCUGAGCGAGAAAGACGAACUUGAACGCAAGGCCUUUGAGGAGGAAACCAAAUGCAAAAGCCAAUUGGAUAAGAUCAUUAUUACUGGCUAUAAGGGAUUGCAGUUGGAAUAUUUCUUCACCGCCGGACCGGAUGAGGUUAAAGCCUGGACUAUUCAAAAGGACACAAAGGCUCCCCAGGCCGCUGGACGUAUUCAUACCGAUUUCGAGCGCGGUUUCAUUAUGGCCGAAGUAAUGCAUUUCGAGGACUUUAAAUCUGAGGGCAGUGAAGCGAAUGCCAAAGCGGCGGGCAAAUAUCGCCAACAGGGACGCAACUACACGGUGUUGGAUGGUGAUAUUAUAUUCUUUAAAUUCAAUGCCGGCGCUGGCCUUAAGGAUGCCAAAAAGAAAUGAUAUCGCCUUGCCACAAUUGUCACCAUGUUUGCAAUUUUGUAUAUUAAUUUGAUUUUAUACUCGCAAUCGUUUCGCUUAGCUGGGGCGAGUAAGCGAGAGAGCUGAACUAUAUUCACGCUCUCUCGCUCUCACUUGCUUAUUGUCUAUCUAUUACACACAUGUUCAUGUUCAAUAUCAAAGGUCUCUGAUAUCUGAUAUGAUAUAGAAUGCAUUUUUUUUUUCGCCGAUUUCGUUUUUUUACCAUAUGUAAAAUACAUUUAUGACUCUGUCAUA